Dryobates pubescens (Downy woodpecker) is the source of this 1101-nucleotide messenger RNA. RefSeq names its product proline rich 5 like (gene PRR5L). Gene Ontology annotation, cellular component: TORC2 complex. Bases 1 to 1101 code for a protein of 366 amino acids. Lineage: Eukaryota; Metazoa; Chordata; Aves; Piciformes; Picidae. The transcript is spliced from 8 exons. The record is from RefSeq and is a predicted model, not a curated record. Gene Ontology annotation, biological process: TORC2 signaling.
AUGACCGGAGGGUUCACCCUGGCUCCGUCCUUCGCUCUGCAGUCGCACAAGAUGGGCUCCUUCCGCAGGCCCCGGCCGCGCUUCAUGAGCUCCCCGGUGCUCAGUGACCUGCCGCGCUUCCAGGCGGCACGCCAGGCUCUGCAGCUCAGCUCCAGCUCCGCCUGGAACAGUGUUCAGACAGCAGUGAUCAAUGUGUUCAAAGGGGGAGGCCUGCAGAGCAACGAACUUUACACCCUCAACGAGAACAUCAGACGGCUGCUGAAGAGUGAGCUGGGAGCCUUCAUCACAGAUUACUUCCAGAACCAGCUCCUUGCCAAAGGCUUGCUGUUUAUUGAGGAGAAGGUUAAGCUGUGUGAAGGUGAGGAGCGCAUCGAUGUCCUCUCUGAGAUCUGGGAUCACUAUUUUACAGAGACUCUGCCUACACUCCAGGCAAUCUUCUACCCAGUCCAGGGCCAGGAGCUGACCAUCCGUCAGAUCGCUCUUCUUGGCUUCAGAGACUUGGUCCUGCUGAAAGUGAAGCUGGAGGAAAUUCUCCCCCUGCUCCAGACAAAGCUCCCAGCUUCCAUUGUCCAGAUGCUGUUGAUUCUGCAGAGUGUCCAUGAACCUGGUGGCCCCACUGAGGGCUACCUGCAGCUGGAAGAGCUGGUCAAGCAGGUGGUCUCCCCAUACCUGGGCUUGUGUGAGGAUCACAGCUUCUCCAGUAGCACCUGCUUGCUUGAGCGGCGCCGCUCCAGGUGCCGCCCGAAGCCCGGGGCGCUGAACUACUCCUCCCCGGCGGCGGCCGGCAGGCAGCCCAGCGAGACGGCCCUGAGCCCACUGACGGAGCAGGAGGGGGAGGCCUAUCUGGAGAAGUGCGGCGGCGUCCGGCGCCACACCGUCGCCAACGCUCACUCGGACAUCCGGCUGCUGGCCGUGGCCUCCGUGAUGCACACGGCCGUGGUGGCCGAGGACGCAGACGGCCCCGACAAACGCGUGCUCCUGCCCCCCAGCCUGAGCCACGGGCGGUGCUCCAGCGAGCCUAGCAUCGCCGACGGGCCGGAGGCGGCGCUGGCGGCGGGCAGGCAGGAGCCUGCGGAGCUGGGCUGCACCUCCGUCGGCUAG